Molecule: messenger RNA, 2133 nt
Organism: Lepus europaeus (European hare)
Lineage: Eukaryota; Metazoa; Chordata; Mammalia; Lagomorpha; Leporidae
Gene: GRN
Product: granulin precursor
Exons: 13
Coding region: 68-1858 (596 amino acids)
Biological process (GO): regulation of inflammatory response
Cellular component (GO): extracellular region
Source: RefSeq, a predicted model, not a curated record
GCGUCCGUGAGGGGAGCCGCGGCUGCUGCCCAGCGAGCGCGGACGCGGACGCGGACGCAGGCAGACCAUGUGGGCCCUGGUGAGCUGGGUGGCCGUCACGGCAGGGCUGGUCGCUGGAACACAGUGCCCUGACGGUCAGCGCUGCCCCGAGGCCUGCUGCCUGGACCCCGGAGGAGCCAGCUACAGCUGCUGCAGCCGCGUGCGGGACAAAUGGCCCCCGACACUGAGCAGGCGUCUGGGCAGACCCUGCCAGGGGGGUGCCCACUGCACCCACGGUGCCUCCUGCGUCCUCACCGUCUCGGGCACCUCCAGCUGCUGCCCCUUCCCGGAGGCUGUGUCCUGCGCGGAUGGCCGCCACUGCUGCCCUCGGGGCUUCCACUGCAGCGCGGAUGGGCGAGCCUGCUUCCGGGCGUCAGGUAACAACUCCCUGGGAGCCGUCCAGUGCCCCGGGAGCCAGUUCCAAUGCCCAGACUCCUCCACGUGCUGUGUCAUGUUGGACGGCUCCUGGGGCUGCUGCCCCAUGCCUGAGGCUUCUUGCUGUGAGGACAGGGUGCACUGCUGCCCCCACGGCGCCGUCUGUGACCUGGUUCAUACCCGCUGCAUCAUGGCCACAGGCACCCAGCCCCUGGCCAAGAAGACCCCUGCGCAGAGGACCAACAGCCUAGUGCCGUUAGUGGCUUUGCCCACCUCCAUCCUGUGCCCUGACGGACGCUCCCAGUGCCCUGAUGACUCUACCUGCUGUGAGCUGCCCAGUGGGAAGUACGGCUGCUGUCCAAUGCCCAAUGCCAUCUGCUGCUCCGAUCACCAGCACUGCUGUCCCCAGGACACCGUGUGCGACCUGGUCCAGAGUAAAUGCCUCUCCAAGGAGAAUGCUACAGAGCUUCUCACGAAGCUGCCGGCACGCACAGUGCAGGAUGUCAAGUGUGACCAGGAGGUGAGCUGCCCGGAUGGCUACACCUGCUGCCGCCUCGCGUCAGGGGCCUGGGGCUGCUGCCCCUUCGCACAGGCUGUGUGCUGCGAGGACCACAUACACUGCUGUCCAGAGGGCUUUAAGUGUCACACAGAGAAAGGCACCUGUGAGCUGGGGCCCCACCGGGUGCAGUGGAUGGAGAAGGUCCCAGCCCCCGUGAGCUUGCCGGAGCCACGAGCCUGGAGGAGCGGCGUCCCCUGUGAUCACCUCGCCAGCUGCCCCGUCUUCAGCACCUGCUGCCGGCUCGCGUCGGGGCAGUGGGGCUGCUGUCCCGUCCCAGCGGCCGUCUGCUGUCAGGACCAGCAGCACUGCUGCCCGCGGGGCCACACGUGCACGGCCGAGGGGCGGUGUCGGCGGCAGAACGAGACGGUGGCCGGGCUGCAGAAGACACCUGCCCGCCAGGCGUCCCUGUCCCACCCCCGGGACAUCGGCUGUGACCAGCACACCAGCUGCCCGGUGGGGCAGACCUGCUGCCCGAGCCUCGGCGGGGGCUGGGCCUGCUGCCAGCUGCCCCACGCCGUGUGCUGUGAGGACCGCCAGCACUGCUGCCCGGCUGGCUACACGUGCAACGUGAAGGCCCGGUCCUGCGAGAAGGAGGUGGAGGCCGCCCGUACCGCGGCAGCGCUUCUGCUGCCCGGCCUGCGCGAGGGUGUGCAGGACGUGGCAUGUGGGGGAGGACGCUUCUGCCAUGAUAACCAGACGUGCUGCCGGGACCGCCGAGGCGGCUGGGCCUGCUGUCCCUACCCGCAGGGCUCCUGCUGUGCAGACCGGCAGCACUGCUGUCCCGCCGGCUUCCACUGUAAGGCCAAGAGCACCAAGUGUGUGCGCUGGGGGAGCCUGCGCUGGGAUGCCCCCCCGAGAGAGCUGGCGCCCCAGCAGCUGUUGUGAGGGACUGAGGACCGGAAACACUUGGCAGCCCUCGGGGUCCCGCCCGGAGGGUGUCCACUGCUCAGGCCUCUCCAGCACCUCUUCCUCCACCCAGCUCUCCCCGCCUGGGACCCUGUCAGAAGGGGGGCUGGGGCAGAAGCCACCAAACAAGCUGCCAUCCCCUCCCCCGAUUUCUGUGGACCCUGUGGUCAGGUGCUGUCCCUUUUCCACAGGGGUGUGUGUGUGUGUGUGUGUGUGUACAUGUGUGUGCGCUCCAAUAAAGUUUGUACACUUUC